AAUUAUCUUGUUCAUCCUCCUCUUUCUCUUCUCUCCUUCUCAACCUUCCAUUCCUGCUCCUCUUCUUAUUUCUAUUCCUCCUCAUUCUCCUACUCCGCAUCCCCCUUCUCCAUCUUCCUUUCCUCAUCUUCCUACUCCCUCUUCCACUUCCACUCCCAUUCCUCAUUCUCUUCCUUUUACCGCUCACUCUCCUCCUCCGCUUCUCUUUCUGCGCAUCUUCAGGAAUCACGCGCCGCCUGGACUCAGCGCCUCGAGGCGAUCAGCAGUGACCGUACUUUCAAGUGCCCCACAAUCUACAUGGCCCGACAGGUAGUCAAUGAGUAUCGCGGACUCAGCCUGACUCGGCGUUCUGUGACACUGCCCGUCUAUCUUUACGAGUUUCGUAGGCGUACAUCUUCCGUACCACUUCCUCGAUGGAUGGGCACCAUGCAUGGCUACGAGAUCGAGUACGUAUUUGGCAUGCCAUUCAGCCCCGCAUUUCAGCGCGAGUUCUACUCAUUUACACACGAGGAGCGUCAACUGAGUGACGUCAUGAUGCAGUAUUGGGCUAAUUUCGCCAGAACUGGGUGA
Messenger RNA from Protopolystoma xenopodis, 570 nucleotides. The record is from the annotation of a GenBank genome assembly. NCBI's taxonomy places the organism in Eukaryota, Metazoa, Platyhelminthes, Monogenea, Polystomatidea, Polystomatidae.